AUGUUUUCCCUCUUCACCGGCAUUCUCGGGGGUAUCCUCGCGAGCUUUCAUUCGGCCAUCGACGCCAUCGAUGAGGUAGACCUCACCGACAUUCUCAGCACGACGGUCCUUGGCGUCUCCAAGUUCAUCGUCAAGACCACCUUCAAGAUCGUCAUGUGGGAAGCCCUCCGGAUUUACAACGGCCACGGCAACAUCGAACUUGCCCUCUCCCUGGCCUUCGCAUUCCUCACAAUCUGCCAAAGGGAGUUGGUCAUGUUCAAGGAGACCGACCAGAUGGCAGCUGCCGGCGCGGCUUCGUCGACGUCCGACCACGACGCCGACCACAAAGACGACGAUGACGACAACAACGACGGCAACGAUGGUGCUCGGAAGGGAAUGCCAGGCGGCUUCAUCAUAAGCCCGCCACCCUCGCCCGCCCCGCAACCUCGUGCCUCGUCGCCGCACACUUCACCUGCGCCUGAGCGCCCAGCUUCACCGACGCCUGUUCCCCGCGUUUCACCCGUGCCUGCGCGCCGCACCCCUUCUACGACUGCGCGCAUCACCCCAUCCACGCCUGCGCGCCCCACUCCAUACACUCUUGCGCGCCAUGCUCCGCCCGCACUUGAGCGCCGUGCUUCACCUGCAUCUGGGCGCCGUGCCUCGCUCAAGAAGGAAUCUGGCGAGAAGUUGGCCGCCACUCCUCCUCCAGAUAUGCCGACCGUGGCCUUGAAGUUGCGCCUCCGCGAAGAGCAGCAGCAGCAACAGCAGGUGCAUGACACCGUCCCUCCGCCGCCCGUCCAGCAGCAGGAGGAGCAAACCUCCAUCCCUCCGCCGCCAGUCCACCAACACCAACACCACCACUACCAGGAGCAGCAAGAGCAGCAGGAGCAGCAGCAGGAGCAAGUCUCCGCCCCUCCGCCGGCCCUUCCCCAACAGCAGCAGCAGGUGCAAGACACCGUCCCUCCUCCGCUCGUCCACCACCAACAACAGCAGCAGGGGCAAGAUUCGGUCCCUCCGCCGACCCUCCACCAACAACAACAGCAGCAGCAGCAGCAAUCACAGCUGCCUGGCGCCUCCAAUGCCGAGCCUGCUGACCCGACUUCUCCUGUCCCUGCGCCUGUGCCUGUUCAGACGCAUUUCCUGGCCAUCCCGGACUUGACUGUGCGGAUGGUCCUUCUGGACAUAGAGGAAUCGGGAGACAUGAUGGAGGGCGUUGAGAAGCCCGCUGGUGUGACUGAGGAGAUGGUCCCCGUCAAUCCGGUGGUCCCCUGGCCUACUUUCUCUCCUCUCGUCCCUCUCCAUUUUCCUUUGGACGAGAAGACGAUGGAGGCUAUUAACCGUGUUCCUCCAGUCAAAAAGCACGACGACGUGGAGAUGAAGGACGCUGGUGUGGGUACUGCUGCAGCCAAAGUUCCCGCCGACGAUGAGGAGAUGGAGGACGCUGUUGCGGAUGCUGCUGCAGUUAAAGUGCCCGCCGAGGACCCCAUGGGCACCUCCGCUGACUCUACCUCCGCGCAACCUCCUGCUCCGUCUGGCUAUGCUGGGUAUGCCAAUGGUUCAUCCUUCCCCGCGCAGCAGACCGCCGGUCCCCAAGCACCAAACACCUCUGCUCCGCCCGCUCACCCCACCACUGGUGGGGCGAUGAAUGCGAGCAUGUGGGCUGCCGCCAUCACCACCUUACCCUCCGCUUCCGCCGGCAUCCGCGCCCUCGGCAUCCGCGCCCUCGGCACACAUUCCCUCGGCCCCCACUCCCUCGGUGCCCGCACCCGCACCCGCACCCCAAGCACCGGCCACCCCUAUUCUGUGUCCACUCCCCAGGCACCCUCUCCGCAGCCUUCGGCUCCGUCUGGUCCCUCUUCACAGGCGGCGAACAAUGGUACCUCCGGUGCUAGUCUCGACAAGGGCAAGGGACGCGCGACGACAGAGGCGUCGAUGGAGGACGCCGGCAACUCGAGCAACGACCAGUACCAGUUCCCGAACUACAGUCGUUCUCCCCGGCCUGCGGCAGCCGGUAACCCUGCCACUCUUCCGCCUGCGCCCUCCACGGCUGCGCCCCCCACCGCUGGGCCCUCCAUGGCUGGGCCCUCCACACCGUCGGCUGGCCCCUCGACUGCCCCAUCGACCGCCAUCACCUCCGUCCCUUCUUCGAACCCGCUCUUCAGUAUGGCCACUGAUGAGCAACGGGCCAAGGCGUUGAAGAACGGAAUCAAAAAAGUCGAUGAUGCCUACAACGCAGUGGCCGUCACAAAGAAGAAAGGCUACCACUUCAACAAGGACGAGGUCGAUCGCACCACCACCAUCCUUGCGGAGUUCUGUCGCCACGCUCUCGAGUAUGGCCACGCCGGCGUGAAUUGUGGGGAUCCGGUCAUGUCCAAAUGGUGCAGGGAGCUUUGGGCCAAAGCCGAAUCGGCAGGUGUGGUAAAACUCCGCCACGACUUUCAUGGCUUGCAACAAAACGCCUUGUUGGUGGAGAACCUCAAGCCCAUCAAGGAGUUUGUUGGGUGGUUUGGAAGUAACGCAUCCAAUACGCCUGAGGAGGAUAUCAAGGCUCGCCCCAAGGCCAAGAUUCGCGUCCCUCGCAAGGGCGGUGCUCAGUGA
Aplosporella prunicola CBS 121167 is the source of this 2577-nucleotide messenger RNA. RefSeq lists its product as uncharacterized. The record is from RefSeq and is a predicted model, not a curated record. NCBI's taxonomy places the organism in Eukaryota, Fungi, Ascomycota, Dothideomycetes, Botryosphaeriales, Aplosporellaceae. The transcript has 4 exons. Bases 1 to 2577 code for a protein of 858 amino acids.